GAUGUGGUCCGAUCUGUGAUGGACGGCUACAACGGCACCGUAAUGGCUUAUGGCCAGACGGGUGCUGGCAAGACACACACGAUGACCGGCGGGCACAUGGGCUUCGCCGACCGUGGGAUCGUGCCAAGGGCCAUUUCGGCGAUUUACUCGGAGGCAGCUGCGAGGCCUGAGAACAACAUCACCAUUAAGCUCUCCUACGUUGAGAUCUACAACGAGCUGAUGUUCGACCUGCUCACUGACGUUGGCGUUGCGGAGCAGAGCGGCGAUCUUACCAUCGUCGAGGAUGCCCGUGGCAACAUCCAGGUGCGUGGGCUGUCGACCCCGGUCGGGGGGACAGAAGAAGAGGCCCUGCACAUCUUCUUCCAGGGCGACACUAAUCGCCACGUCGCGGAGCAUGCCCUGAACAAAGGGUCGACGCGCUCCCACGUCGUCUUUACGAUCUACGUGGAGAGCAGGUCGCGCGUGGAGUCCAGCGAGAAGGUGAUCUUCUCGAAGCUGCACUUAGUGGACUUGGCAGGUAGCGAGCGAGUCAAGAAGACCGGCUCGGACGGGGUGAUGCUGAAGGAGGCAACAUUUAUCAACAAGUCGCUGACGUUUCUGGAGCAGGUGGUCGUGGCUCUUGGCAACAAGCAUCGAGACCACAUUCCGUAUCGGCAAUCCAAGCUGACUCACAUGCUCAAGGACUCGCUAGGAGGAAACUGCAAGACAGUGAUGGUUGCCAACAUCUGGCCUGAGGCCAAGAUGCUUGAAGAGACCGCAAGCACGCUGCGCUUUGCGACUCGGAUGAUGAAGGUCUCCAACGAAGCCUCGGUCAAUGUGCAUCUCGACCCGCAGCUUCUUAUAAGGAAAUACGAACGUCAGAUCAAAGACCUCAAACAGGAGCUGGCGAUGCAUGACACCUUGGCCGGUAGAAGUCGGGUGCAGUACGAGGAGUACUCCCCCGACGAGCAGAAGGAGCUCGAAACCAAGGUGCAGAUGUAUCUGGAGGGGGAAGUGCAGGAGAUCGAAGUUUCCAGUCUACGCAUGGUCUACGAGUCCUUCACUUGCUUCCGAAAGUUGUACCAAGACCUCCGUACCGAGCUGCUGAACCGGCCUAUACAGGCUGCACCGACUGCUGGCGGCGAUGCAGAG
This is a messenger RNA of Symbiodinium sp. CCMP2456, 1131 nucleotides long. Lineage: Eukaryota; Dinophyceae; Suessiales; Symbiodiniaceae. The record is from the annotation of a GenBank genome assembly.